AUGGGGUAUCGGAAAAUAUCUCAGCUUUGUGCCGCCGCCGCUGACCUCACCUCGGGUCAAGACCAUGCCUUAACGAUGGCUUCACACGAAGAUGAGCUCCUGGGCAAGAUAUCAGAGAUCGAGAAAUCCCUAGCCGCACUUUCCACCCAGAAAACCCAACUGGUUGAUUUGAAGAAAUCAAUAUCGGAUGAGCUCGACCUACUACGCGCCAGUAGGGCUCACAGUCACAAACAUGGGGCUGUUCAUCCUUACCCAAGAUUGCCCAUGAAGGAGGAGGCAUCAAUGACGGUAAAUCAGGGGGAACAUAGGUCUGUGUUUUUAAUGAUAACUUUCACCAAGGGAAACAUAGGUGCCCUAUAUGAAGUCAAAUUCAAAUACGGGGCAAAAGUUGAUGAUAUAGACGGAAGAGCCGUGCUUGAACCCGUAGUCACGUUCCCUUGUUUUAACGACUGUGCAAGGAUUUUCAGCCGCUCCCAAGUAUAUGUAUUUACAGAGGAUGCUUGCGUUAGGUCAUUCGAUACGAAAACUAGGGAAUUAGAUCCCUAUGUACCUCCUACCUUAGAGUUGAAGCCGAGUGGAACAUUCGUGUCUGCAUAUGACAGACUCUAUUUUCUUGAAGAAGCAUCGCCCUUUGUAGCAGAUCCGCUUCCAUCUUUUGCGAAAUACAAUCCUGAUGAGAACGAUUGGGAGCGAAUGCCUGAGUUUCCAAUUCGUUAUCCUUAUCCUAUGCGGGUAACUGGUUAUGCUGUUUGUUAUGGACUUAUUUUGUAUACACUAAUUGACGGACACGAAAACUCUGAUGUCGUUGCUUUUCACGUGGGUGGAAUGAAUUGGAUUCGAGUGGAAGUUGACACUUGUGAUUAUACUCCUUUCCGAGGGAGGGCUGUGGUUGUAGACAAGACUAUAUAUGCCUUGGAUCUAUUUCAAGUGGAUGAGAUUAUAGCAUUCUCCUUGAAGAUGAACAAACGCGUCGACGGUAGUAUUGCAUACACACUAAUCAAGUUGUGUAAAUUGGACGGCCUGAAGAUUGCGUCUCCACCAUGUCCAUUUGAUGAGCUUGAGAGUGACUAUUUCGUUCAUUUGGGGAACCUAGACUUUUUUCAUGUCAAGACUGGCACUAAUUAUGAAUUUUACAAGGUUCAACAUAUUUGUAUCACCACUUUUCAAAUAUUUGUUCGAGAAGACGGAAUACAUAUGAUCAAGACAUUACAUUCAACUGUUUUUCCUAUGGAUAUCGAGGCUUGUGGCCAGUUCACGCUCACGUUCGGCUUCACUCCAGAGUGCGAUGAUUAUGAACCCAUAAAAGGGGAGAGUGUAGCUAGCAUGAAACAGCCCAAAUAA
Prunus armeniaca (apricot) is the source of this 1341-nucleotide messenger RNA. Lineage: Eukaryota; Viridiplantae; Streptophyta; Magnoliopsida; Rosales; Rosaceae. The record is from the annotation of a GenBank genome assembly.